This is a messenger RNA of Xenopus tropicalis (tropical clawed frog), 4967 nucleotides long. It is a transcript of the gene lin28a, whose product is annotated as lin-28 homolog A. The record is from RefSeq and is a predicted model, not a curated record. Bases 369 to 956 code for a protein of 195 amino acids. Gene Ontology annotation, cellular component: cytoplasmic stress granule; nucleolus; P-body. The transcript has 5 exons. Gene Ontology annotation, biological process: negative regulation of gene expression. Gene Ontology annotation, molecular function: nucleic acid binding; zinc ion binding. Lineage: Eukaryota; Metazoa; Chordata; Amphibia; Anura; Pipidae.
UCAGCCACAUUUGUCUAGGGAGGUGGGGAUGCAUAGGGGAGGUCUUAAUAGUGUGUCCUAGGGUGGUGGUCAUUCAUUUCAGUCCAGACAGGUCUACCAUUCUGCUGAUUGGACAGUAGAUGGUACCCCAAAGCUCUGGAUGGUAUAGAGAUUCCCAGAGAACUCUGCAUGUGCUGCUUCAAGAGAAUGUGAAUAUGUGACAUUAUGGCAGCACACAGUAAUGAGGACCUACAUACCAUUUUAGCCUGACCUCAGAUAGAAGAGACUUCCCUUAUCAUUGAAACUCAGCAUGGCAGAAGGCUGAAGGCACCAGAACUUCAGCUGGGACAACUUCAAGGCAGACCCUUGGGAUACUUGAUAACUUCAGGAUGGGCUCUGUCUCCAACCAGGAAAUCACAGGAGGGCUUCCAAAAUCUUUGGAUGAAACAGCAGAUAUACACAAAAGUGAUGAAUCUCUGAUAUUUCAAGGAUCUGGAGUAUGCAAGUGGUUUAAUGUCCGAAUGGGUUUUGGAUUCCUAACUAUGACCAAGAAGGAGGGAACUGAUCUUGAGACCCCAGUGGAUGUUUUUGUUCAUCAGAGCAAGCUCCACAUGGAAGGCUUUCGCAGCUUAAAGGAAGGAGAAUCAGUGGAAUUCACCUUCAAGAAAUCCUCCAAGGGGUUGGAAUCGACUCGAGUGACAGGACCUGGUGGGGCUCCAUGCAUUGGAAGUGAAAGGAGACCCAAAGUAAAAGGGCAGCAAAAGAGAAGACAAAAGGGAGACAGGUGCUACAACUGUGGAGGUUUAGACCACCAUGCCAAGGAAUGCAAGCUUCCUCCUCAGCCCAAGAAAUGCCAUUUCUGCCAAAGCCCAAACCACAUGGUUGCCCAGUGUCCAGCGAAAGCCUCACAGGCUGCUAACUUAGAAGAACAGCCAAUCUCUGAGGAACAGGAGCUAAUUCCUGAAACUAUGGAGUAAUCUACACAAUCUCUCUACAUUACCUCAUCCCCUUCCCUGGCAGUAGAAAAUACCAAAAGCAUAAGCUUACAGCAGAGCAAAGCAUUAAUGUGUUUCAUUGCAGGAAUAAUAUUUCACCUGAAAGGGGUAUCUUUAACAACCAUAGGCCCAGUUAGUGUACUGGUGUUUUAUAACCUCUCUUUUAGAAAAUAUUUACCCAAUUUGCAAGCAAAGUAUUCUUUAAUCCACAAUAUGGCAUUUAUGCCAAAUGACUGAAACGUUGUUCAGUAUUGCCACCUAAACUGGCCUGAUCUUCGAUUGCAGCAAAAGAAUUGUAAUUAAUUAAUUCUUGAAAGGUUUUAGCAAAAAAUGUAAAGGGGUGGUUCAACUUUAGGUUAACUUUUAGUUUGUUAUAGAAUGGACUUUUUUAGCAACCUUUCAAUUGGUCUUCAUUUUUAGUUAUAGUUUUUAAAUGAAUGCCUUCUUUUGACUAUUUCCAGCUUUUAAAUGAGGGUCACUGACCCAAGCAGCCAAAAAACUAUUGCUUGUUGAGGCUUCCAUUUUAUUUUUAUUGUUACUUAUCUUUCUAUUUAGGUCCUCCUUUACUCAUAUCCCUGUCUCUUUGAAACUACUGCCUGGUUGCUAGGAUAACAAAAAGUUAAAUUGUAAAUUGUGUCAGAAUAGCACUCUCGACAUUAUACUAAAUGUUAACUACCCCUUUUCAAAUGGCAAUUGUAAAAAUAUAAAAAAGAAAACGUUUUGCACCUUAGACCUGCUAAGAUCCCUCAGAUGCUUUUCCAAGUUUUUAACCAUUUUUUUUAUUUGCGACCAUGGUGUUCAACUGUAACAAAACACUAUUGUGGGUUUUUCUCCAUUCCAAAUCUCAGUUUUUUUUUACUCAAAUGUUUUAACUUUUUUAAAUAUGCUAUGUGUUUUGUUGCUACAAUUGUUUUUCAAGAUUUUAUUAGUAAUUCUUGUUAAAAACAGUCAGUACAGGAUGCCAUUUGGGGAAAAUAGUACAAAUCUAGCUAAUGUCUGAUUGAAAAUGCUGGGCGCAUCUAUCAUGACAUCUUAAAAAUUACCCAUGACAGAAAAGGUGGUGAGCUUAUUAUUUUCUGAAAACACACGAUAGUAUAAAAACGUGGCGCUCAUUGGUUCUUAAAUCAGCCCCCAAGGGUGCUGCAAUUUUGACACUCCUGCUCUGAUGUCUCUACUUAAUCUUAUGCUGUGGUUUUGCCUUCUGCCAUCUUAACUACACAACGCACACUUUCUUAUUCUCCCCUAUAUAUUGGCCCCUUAUUUCAGAUUCUCUCUAUUUUUAUAUUUUGUAAUCUAUAUUUCUUUUAUUCGUUGAUGUGCAUGCUGGUUAAACAUUACUUUUACAAUGUUGUUUAUUUAAAACUUUUUUGGACAUACUGAUAUCUAUCUCCCCUCUUUACAGGCAAGUUUGUAACAUAUUUCUAUAUGCAGAACAUAAUUACUCAGAGCUACUUUGCCAUUCCUCUCUGAGUUUGUCUGCAAGGAUUUUUUUUUCCCUAAAGAGAGGAAAUAUAUGCUUGUUUGUCCACUGAAAUAAUUAACCUCUGUGCUGCCAUUAAACCAGGCAGGGAAGAGAUUAAUUAUAAAUUAGGUCAAGGGUGAGCAGUUCAGUCAUCAAGAACCACUAACAGCCCUGCGAUAUGAGCUUUCUGCAAUUGCAUGUUAGUUGCCAAAUAUUUUUAAUUCCAGUAUUAAGCAAAAUAUCUAGUUGUAGUUAGCCCUAAAAAUGUGGGCUGUGAAAGGCUUUUAAAAAUUUCUGCUGUAAACCCUAAUUUUGGACAAUCCUGUCAGAAAAGCAGGAGUUAAUUUAAUGGAAAAACUAUAGCUUAAGUACAUGUAUAAAAUAUAUAUAUGAAAGAAUGUUUGGUAGCCAUUUUACAAUAGGCUAACAUAGGAGGAAGUAAGUAGUUUGGUUCAAACAUUUGCUUUCCUGAGAACAUGUACAGGUUACAAAACUAUCUUUCCUAUGUUAAUUGUUUGUACUUUAACUACAGUUUACCUUAAUCAAGUUGUGGAGAGAUAUAUUUAAUGACGUAGCUGCAUAUCCUAAAUAUUAUUAAUAUUAUAAUUACUCCUUCACAAGCAUAUGUAGCAAGGUCUCAAUACACAUUAAGUUAGUGUUCACAUAUGUAGCCCUUUUUUUUUUAGAUUAACUGAACUAAUGUUAAAGAGUGUUAUAUAUUGCUGGAUAUGUAUAUCAUUUUAGCAGGAAAUAUAUAUAUAUGUAUUUAUAUUGUUUUAUAUAUGUAUAUUAAUCUGUACUGCAUAUAUAUAUAUAUAUAUAUAUAUAUAUAUAUAUAUAUAUAUAUAUAUAUACUGUGUUAUAGAACUAUGUAUAUUGGUAAAUCUAUAUAAAACAAUACCUAUUUAUAGUUACAAGAAGGGCUUAUAUUGCAAUACCGUGCACAACAUGUUGUUUGUGUAAGGAGAUAAUAUUUGGAAUGAUCAGCCACGCGUUAGGUGUAUAGAUCCUGCCCAGGUUUGCAGUGUUAUAUCAGGGUAAUGAAGAUAAUGAUGUCUAAUCAUUUUUGGAGAAACCAUCUGGCUACCAUAUUGCUGUCUUCUUCCUGUUUUUCUUAACCUCUAUCCUCUCAGUUCCCUCCACUUCCUUGAGUCAGAUUUAAAUCCACCAAGCAGAACACUUUGGAUGCUUGUGAUUGAUUGUUUUGUAGCUAAAUUACUAAAGUGGACCUUGCAAACAAAGGCCACCAGUUGCAAAAAUAGGCAAGUCUACUAAAUAACUUAGCAUCCUAAUUUACAUUUGCUUUUAAAGGUUUUUUAAAGUUCUUGUAAAGUUCUUAAUAGGGCUCAUUUAAGUCCGCAGACACAGUGAGCAAUUUGCACUUUCCCUGCAGCGAGUUGCAUCUAAAACCACUUUAAUUAAAGGUACCAAAGGCCCAAAUGCACCCUGCACACUUCAUAUAUUUGUACUUAGUGGAAAUCAGUCCCUCCUGCCUUCUGUUAUAAAAUGAGCGCUGCUGCACCUAUUGACAUAGGGCGCUAAACAAACCCUGGAGCCAUCAACUAUUAACCAGGUGGUAGUUCCAGGGUUCCCUCAGUACCCUGCAUCAAAAGAUGCAGUGCACUUGUCCCUUAGGGCUCUGGCACACAAGGUAGAUUAGUCGCCCGCGACAUAUCUCCCUUGUUGCGGGCGACUAAUUUCCCCCCGAUAUGACAUCCCACCGGCGAAUCUCCCAGAUAUGACAUCCCACCGGCGAAAUUGUAAAUCGGCAGUGUGAUGGCAUAUCUGGGAGAUUAGUCACCCGCAACAAUUCAGUGAUCCCUUGAGUGCCCAAUGGGGCAUGAAUUCUGGAGGAAAAGGUGCAUUGUGGUGGAAAAAAUGGCCAUUGCAUUGAGAAAGUGCACUUUGAUCAUUGUGUCAGGGUAAAUUAAUGCACCCUAUUAGGUUCUUUACAACACCCACAAAAGAAAUCCGUUAUCUUAAUUAAUGUAGUCUCCUUAGGUUUGUGUUUUGCCUUCAGUUUGAUGAUAUGACACAAUCAAAUUAAACAGGCCUGUUUUUUUUUUUUUUAAACAUAUGCACAGACAAUAACUGUUUAAAGCAACUGCAGAGCAUAGCUGUUGAACUGUGGCAACAAUAUAUGCUUGGUGGUGGGAGUUGAGAGGUGUUGGAGGCUUAUACAACAGCUUCUGGACAGAUGGAUAUUUUCUGUUUACAUUGUGUACAUGUAUGUAAUAUGUAUACAUUUAUAUAUAAAUAUAUAAUCUCCGGAUGGGCUCAGUCACAGCUUUAGUCUGGACCGGGUGGGUGGGGAUAUUUUUUAUAACUAUACAUAUGUAAGAAAUCUACCUCAGGGAUAUCAGACUGUUAAUAUUGCCUGCCGUGUAUACAUCAGGCUGUAUAGAUACAUCCAGCAAAUGCUGAACUCAGGGAAGCUGUCCGGAUAUCUGCACAUAAAUCUUGUUAUUUCUGACUUUUAGAGACUUUUUUUUUUUUUUUUAAAUUACCAAUAAAAUCCUUUUGAUCUACAA